Penicillium subrubescens is the source of this 931-nucleotide messenger RNA. RefSeq lists its product as uncharacterized. The transcript has 3 exons. The record is from RefSeq and is a predicted model, not a curated record. Lineage: Eukaryota; Fungi; Ascomycota; Eurotiomycetes; Eurotiales; Aspergillaceae. Bases 168 to 866 code for a protein of 232 amino acids.
UCUCGGACGCCAAACCGGACCAGGGAUUAGUUCGCCUUCCCCUCAUCUCCCACCCCCAAAGCACACACCACGCGAUGGGCAACCCCUAUAUUCACACCGACGGGCGCACACUAUCAAACCUUCUUGUACUAUCAAAAUAAUAUACCCCCCAUCCUCUAUCGCCUGCAAUGGCGGAAAUCUACGAUACCGACCGGUUCGCGGAACUCUAUUAUCCAUCAAAUACAGCGGACCUCCUGCAGCUUGGCCUUGCCGCAAGAUUCAUAGCCAGCUUAUUCGAGGCCCACCAGGUCACGUAUGCCUUUAUUGGAGGAUGGGCGGUAUAUCUAAGAGGGGGCCGGCGGAGGACACAAGAUAUUGAUAUCACUGUUGCUACGACGAUGGACCAUUUGAAACAGAUCCUGACCGCGCAAUCUCGAAUACAUUUUCCACUCACCCACGGCCGAACAUCCGUACAAGUCUUCAUCGACACGGGUCGGAGCGUGGAUGGCGAGUUCCCUCACGUCCCAGACUUGGCAGUCAGCAUGGACAUAGUGAUCAGUGGACACUUGGGGACGCCGGAGGAUCUACAAUCCUCACGCGAACCCAUCAACCCACAUAGACCCACGCCGUUGGGUUCACCGGUGUUAGUGUUGGGACUGGUCUUUCAAAUAUAUGCCAAGUUAGACGCGUUUUUCCGGCGAGGCGAGCAAGGGAGUAAGGACUUUUUGGAUUUGGAGUUUUUGUUUACCCAGUAUGCGGCGCAGAUCCCCACGUUUCGGGAUUAUUAUGAUUUGGAGCAUCGGAGGUAUUUCUGGACUCAAUAUGCGGAGGCGUACAUGGCGUUUCCCGAUCAGGUUGAGAAUAUGAGAUUAUUAUUAGGCGUCUGACGCCUGUAUGUGCAUUAUGGCCGGUCUUUAAUUCAAUUUGGAGUAUGCACAAUCUUCAAUAAAAA